Molecule: messenger RNA, 1563 nt
Organism: Naegleria gruberi
Lineage: Eukaryota; Heterolobosea; Eutetramitea; Acrasida; Naegleriidae
Exons: 2
Coding region: 1-1563 (520 amino acids)
Source: RefSeq, a predicted model, not a curated record
AUGAACAGUAAUAACUUAAUGGUGGACUCCACUUCAACGAUGGCAACUUCUAAUGCGGAAACAGAUGAAGUUUUAUUUAUUUUAAAGCCCGAAUUUAUCAUCUCGAUGAUUGUGGUCGUGUUGGUGUUUUUUGCCUGUGUUGGAUUGGUUCUUUAUAGAAUAAUAACUAGGAGAAGAAGAGAGGCUUCAUAUUAUGAAUCGGGUAUUAAUUCGGAAUCGGUUUUACAAGUUUUUGGAAUUUCUUCAACUAGAAAAGUGAAAUCAUCAAAUAUUAAUAAUGAAGCAGAUGAUGAGGAGACAAUUCCCUUGUCCAAUUCUUAUUAUCAUCACAAAUCUUCAACAGAUGAUUCGAGUGGAAAUAUUUUGAAGGAAGGUUUUUCAAAUCUCAUUCAAAAGUAUAAGAAUAAUAAUUUGAAUAGACAAAUUACCGAUUAUGUGAGCUUAUAUCAAAAGAAAGUGCUGGGUCAUAUUGAUUUAAUGUAUCAAGUUAGAACCGUCUUACGUCCAACAGAUUAUGAACUCAUUGAGAAGAAGGAAUCUCUGAAAGAUUUUGUUACAAGUUACUUUCAAUUAUUGCUUACCUUAAAUGCUUCAUCUUACAAAACCUUAGCUUAUUGUCAAACUAUUAAGAAUAGAGGAUCAAAGAAUAUACAUUUUGAUGAUAAUUCAAGCUCAAACAGUGCUAACAGUUCUACUAAUUUUGUGACAUUACCACAAUCAAAUUCAUCACAAUCAAAUACAGCAGUGGGAGUCAACUUUGGACUGAUGGUUUAUACAAAUUGUUCCAGUCAAUCAGUAGUAAUGAUUAAUGACGCCACAAUGAGAAGGUCUUUUAUUCAAUUGAUGUCAAAUAUUGGAAAUUUAUCUCCAUACAUUAUGCCAGUUUCUCAUAUCGAUUUUUCAUUGGGACAAGGAAGGUGCUACUCUCUUUUCAAUCUUUCGCAUAAUACAGUUGGAACCCUAUCUCAACUUAUUGAAACAUUAAGGAGAGAAAAUACUAUGGAUCCUGACAUUAUUAGUCAAUUUAGUGGACAAAUACUUUGUGCUUUAAAGUCUCUUUCACAAAUUGGAUUUGAAUACACUCACAUCUCAUCCAAGAAUAUUCUAAUUGAAAAAUCAAACAAUGAAAAUGGAGUUCACUACCACUGCAAACUAACUUCAUUGGAAGAUCAAUUUUUACUCUUUGCUAGAAAUUCAUUUAACAAUAAUGCAAGAACUAUUUUGGAAUCUUUUGGAUAUUUGCUUUUUGAAAUGUGUACCGGUGUUUGUGUUAGGCAACCAACAGAAAUUUACAUUGAAACAAUCAUUUAUCCUUCAUUCAAAAAGAUCAUUAAGGAUAUUUUCCCAACCAGUGUAGGAAAUAUCGAAAAUAUUUCAACAACUGGAAAGAUAGAUGAACCAACCAUAGUCUCAAUAGAUUCUCUCAUUAAGCAUGAUGCUAUUUACUGUGAUCCUGCAGCCCUCUCCAGUUUGCAAAAUCAAGUUCAAAUGGGAACUGGAUUGAAAACGUUGAUUGAAAAACUGCAGCAUCACUCCAAGUUGGCUUCCAAAAAGAUGUUGUAA